ACUGCACGUGAGCAGUCCUACCUGAAGCCUCUCCAUGGGCUUGAGUCAACGCCAGGGCCAAUGACAGGAUGGAGGGACGGAAGAGCCGUGCUCCUGCUGCCAGUUGCCCUGCUGCUGCGCUGCCCACACAGCAGCCUGGAACUGCAAUGUGGCCACAGAAUGAACACUUCUGAGAAGUCUGAAGUUUUGGAAAUCAUAGGUGGGGUGCCUGCAAACAUCAGAGAUUUCCCCUGGCAGAUACGUAUCCUUGAAAACGGGAGUCAUCUCUGUGGAGGAUCGAUCCUCAGUGAGUGGUGGAUUCUGACUGCAGCCCAUUGCUUCAAAAGCAAAAAUGCAUCUACCUUGGAGGUCACACAUGGUGAAGAAAAUCUUGACACCCAGAACUUGACGAAGAUAAAAGUGGACAAGCUAAUUAUUCACAAUUAUUUUGACAGUUGGUUCUACCUUAAUGACAUCGCUUUGCUUUUGCUCAAAUCCCCUCUGAGCUUGGGUGUCAGGAAGGUACCCAUUUGCCUUUCAGAGGUCACUGACGUAGAGAGAUGGAGGAACUGCUGGGUGAGCGGGUGGGGCACCACGGUUCCUAAGCAGAGUACGGAGACAGGGCUCCAGAAAGUCAAUAUCCAGCUGAUCAAGUGGGAAACCUGCUUUGAGCUGUUGCCUCUACUCACCAAGAGCAUGCUGUGUGCUGGGGACCUUGAAGGUGGGAAGGAUGCCUGCCAGGUAAAGCUGGGAGAGAGGCUGCCCCAGAAAGCUGGCUGA
Bubalus bubalis (water buffalo) is the source of this 759-nucleotide messenger RNA. Its product is annotated as serine protease 52. Gene Ontology annotation, biological process: proteolysis. The record is from RefSeq and is a predicted model, not a curated record. Bases 61 to 759 code for a protein of 232 amino acids. NCBI's taxonomy places the organism in Eukaryota, Metazoa, Chordata, Mammalia, Artiodactyla, Bovidae. Gene Ontology annotation, molecular function: serine-type endopeptidase activity. The transcript is spliced from 4 exons.